AUGACAACCCUUCGAGAAGUUUUGCAACAUCAGCAAGAGCAUGGCGUCCUGAUGGCCCCCACAAAGGCACCUCAGGAGACUGACGGCACGGUAGGGAUACAAGCCACGCCGCAGUCCAUGCCCUUUGCCCUUCGCAACAACACAGCCUCCUCUGCCGUGUAUGCAUACAUCACGGGCCUGGACAGCAGCAACGGCUCGCGCGUGGUGCUCAUCCAGCGCGAUGGGAAAAGUCUUUACUACCCAACGAGCCCAGCGGCGGACCUCCAACCCCUGCAGGCCGACUGCGCGAUCCCGCUGGGUCCGCCGGGGUCUACGACGACCGUCACGGUGCCGCGGAUGUCGGGCGGGCGCGUCUGGUUCGUGCAGGACGCGACCCUGACGUUCCUUCUCAACAGAGGUCUCGAUAGCAGUGCGGCGCUGGUGGAGCCGUCCAUCAUGAACCCAGCUGACCCCAACUACCAGCUGAACUGGAGCUUCUGCGAGUUCACCCUCAACGAGGUGGAGCUGUUUGCCAACAUCAGCUACGUCGACUUUGUCAAUCACCCCAUCGCGCUCGUGCUCGAGUCCAACAGCAGGGGCCCGCAGCGGGUCGAGGGGAUGCCGGCCGACGGGCUGGCGACGGUGGCUCAAAAGCUUACGGAGCAGAACGGAUCGGACGGCGCGGGCUGGGACAGGCUGCUGAUCCGGCAUAGCGCCUCAGGCAGGCUCCUGCGCGCCGUUAGCCCAAACACGGGCAUGAACCUCUUCAGCGGGCUGUUUGCCACCUACUACGAUGGAUACGUCGACCAGGUGUGGCAGAAAUACUCGGCAACCGAUCUGACUGUCAACACGCAGUUUACCUGGGGCGUGGUCAAGGGCCGAGUGGCCAACGGUCUUCUGGCAUUUGGCAGCGUCGGCAGCUUUGGUCGGCCCAGCACCCGGGACAUAUUCUCGUCCGACUCGGGAGCGUUUGCGCCGCCCGCUGGCGUCAACCAGGAGCAGCUCCGGAACAUCGCGGCCAGGCUUGCGGCGGCGUUCAACAGGUCUACGCUGCUCAUCAACUCCAACCAGCCAGACGGGGAGCAGAUCUCGACCUACUACACCCACCCCGUGACAAACCACUACUCGCGCAUCCUGCAUGAAGUCAACAUCGACAGGAGGGGAUACGCGUUUCCGUACGACGAUGUUGUGCCUUCUGGUGGUGGAGACCAGGCCGGCACAGUGAACGAUGGGAAUCCCAAGCUGUUGACAAUCGUCCUUGGUGGUGGGAAUACUAGUACAGCGGUUGAGUAG
This is a messenger RNA of Pyricularia pennisetigena, 1272 nucleotides long. RefSeq lists its product as uncharacterized. The transcript has a single exon. Lineage: Eukaryota; Fungi; Ascomycota; Sordariomycetes; Magnaporthales; Pyriculariaceae. The record is from RefSeq and is a predicted model, not a curated record. The coding region runs from base 1 to 1272 and encodes 423 amino acids.